CCAUUUGUUGAGGAAUGUAUCAAAGCAAUGCAACAUCGAGAAGCUUCUAAAUAUAUACAAAGAUGUGACCCAGCUGUAAGACCAGGUUUAUAUAUUAAAAUUGGUGACUUUAAAGCUGCAGGACAAGAAGCCUUGACUUUGAAAGAUGUUCAAUUACUUCAGGAAAUAAGAAACAAAUGUACUGAUCCUAUUUCUUCACAAGAUUUAGAUGCUUAUAUUGCACAGUUAACUUCUCGAUAA
Messenger RNA from Entrophospora candida, 240 nucleotides. Lineage: Eukaryota; Fungi; Glomeromycota; Glomeromycetes; Entrophosporales; Entrophosporaceae. The record is from the annotation of a GenBank genome assembly.